Molecule: messenger RNA, 2710 nt
Organism: Manihot esculenta (cassava)
Lineage: Eukaryota; Viridiplantae; Streptophyta; Magnoliopsida; Malpighiales; Euphorbiaceae
Product: monosaccharide-sensing protein 2
Exons: 7
Coding region: 368-2590 (740 amino acids)
Biological process (GO): transmembrane transport
Cellular component (GO): membrane
Molecular function (GO): myo-inositol:proton symporter activity
Source: RefSeq, a predicted model, not a curated record
GCUUUUUUAAAUCUUUUUGUUGUGAAUUAGAGUCUUCUUCAUGGGUUUGAGAUGUAUCCAUUAAAAAUAUAUUAAAAAAAGUUGAUGGGUUCGCUUUCUUGAUCUGAAAUUAAAUAAAAUUUCUUUCUUUAAUUUGUCUUUGGAAUUUUUAAUAGUUGAUAGUGAGUGGCAUAUAACAGUGAUCCCAGAGGGCGUAGUGAACCACCAGGUGUGAUUGAAUUUUGUUGAGAAAACGAUUGCCCUUUCUUCAUCUUUGCAAGGACCCAUCAACUUUGUUUCACGAGUUUGCUUCUUUUGCUUCCUCAGCUAGGUUUUUAAUUGGUGGUUGAUAGUGCCGAGAAGGUUGAAAUCUUAGUUUCUGGGAAAGAUGAGUGGAGCUGUGCUUGUGGCUGUUGCAGCCGCGGUUGGUAACUUAUUGCAAGGAUGGGAUAAUGCAACCAUCGCAGGAGCUGUUUUGUACAUAAAAAGGGAAUUUAAGUUGGAAAGUGAACCAACUAUAGAAGGGCUAAUUGUGGCUAUGUCACUUAUUGGAGCUACCCUGAUAACUACAUGUUCAGGAGCAAUAUCAGAUUGGAUAGGGCGCCGUCCUUUGUUGAUAAUCUCUUCUGUACUUUACUGUCUGAGUGGUGUUGUGAUGUUUUGGUCUCCCAAUGUUUAUGUUCUACUCUUGGCAAGGCUUUUGGACGGAUUUGGUAUUGGUUUGGCAGUAACUCUUGUUCCAGUUUACAUAUCUGAGACUGCACCGCCAGAAAUCAGGGGAUUAUUGAAUACUCUUCCUCAGUUCACUGGAUCUGGUGGCAUGUUUAUGUCAUAUUGUAUGGUGUUUGGCAUGUCUUUAAUGGAAGCACCAAGUUGGAGAUUAAUGCUUGGAGUUCUUUCUAUUCCCUCUCUCAUUUAUCUUGCUUUGACUAUAUUUUACUUGCCUGAGUCUCCAAGGUGGCUUGUGAGCAAAGGACGGAUGCUCGAGGCCAAGAAGGUUUUGCAGAGGCUUCGUGGCAGGGAAGAUGUAUCUGGUGAGAUGGCUUUGUUGGUUGAAGGACUUGGUGUUGGGGGUGAAACAUCGAUAGAGGAGUACAUAAUUGGUCCAGCCAAUGAUGUCACUGAUGACCAAGAUAUAUCUGCAGACAGAGAUCUUAUCAAGAUAUAUGGGCCUGAACAAGGUCUCAGCUGGGUUGCCAAACCUGUUACUGGGCAGAGCUCCAUUGGUAUUGUGUCUCGGCGUGGAAGCAUGGCAAAUCAGAGUGUGCCUCUCAUGGAUCCUGUUGUCGCCCUCUUCGGUAGCAUACAUGAAAAGCUCCCCAACACAGGAAGCAUGAGAAGUAUGCUGUUUCCACACUUUGGCAGCAUGUUCAGUGUGGGAGGGAAUCAAACUAGAAAUGAAGAGUGGGAUGAGGAAAGCCAAACCAGAGAGGAUGAGGAUUAUCCAUCUGAUGUUGGCGGUGGCGACUCUGACGAUAAUUUGCAGAGUCCAUUGAUCUCACGUCAGACAACAAGUAUGGAUAAAGAUAUGGUGCCGCCUGCCCAUGGAAGCCUUCCAAGCAUGAGGCAUGGCAGUUUGAUGCAAGGAAAUGAUGGAGAGCCAGUUGGUAGCACUGGGAUUGGUGGUGGUUGGCAGUUAGCAUGGAAAUGGUCCGAGAGAGAAGGCCAAGAUGGCAAAAAGGAAGGAGGCUUUAAAAGAAUUUAUUUGCAUCAAGAGGGUAUGCCUGGUUCUCAGCGUGGAUCUCUGGUUUCUCUGCAUGGUGGUGAUGCCCCUGCAGAGGGUGAAUUCAUCCAGGCUGCUGCAUUGGUUAGCCAGUCAGCUCUUUAUUCCAAGGAGCUUGUGAAUCAGCAUCCAAUUGGACCAGCUAUGGUUCACCCAUCAGAAACUUUUGCUAAAGGGCCUAGUUGGAGGGAUCUCUUUGAGCCUGGAGUCAAGCAUGCAUUGGCUGUUGGGGUGGGAAUUCAAAUACUUCAGCAGUUCUCUGGCAUAAAUGGGGUUCUCUACUACACUCCUCAAAUUCUUGAGCAGGCAGGCGUAGGCGUGCUUCUUUCAAACAUGGGAAUUAGUUCAGCUUCUGCAUCUCUGCUUAUUAGUGCAAUUACAACACUGUUAAUGCUCCCUUGUAUAGCUGUUGCCAUGAGGCUCAUGGAUAUCUCUGGAAGAAGGAGUUUGUUACUUUGCACAAUUCCUGUCUUGAUAGUCUCGCUCGUCGUCCUAAUCAUUGGAAGCGCAGUAAAUCUAGGCAGCGUCGUGAACGCAUCUAUCUCAACCGCUAGUGUUAUAGUCUACUUCUGUUGCUUUGUAAUGGGAUUUGGACCAAUUCCGAACAUACUCUGCGCAGAGAUCUUCCCGACUCGUGUUCGUGGCCUUUGCAUUGCGAUAUGUGCCCUCACAUUUUGGAUUGGUGACAUAAUAGUUACCUAUACACUUCCAGUUAUGCUGAAAUCUAUUGGUCUUUCUGGUGUUUUCGGGUUGUACGCAGUGGUGUGCUUCAUAUCGUUGGUAUUUGUGUAUUUGAAAGUUCCAGAAACCAAAGGCAUGCCCCUCGAAGUCAUAACGGAGUUCUUCUCUGUCGGAGCGAAGCAGGCUGCAGCUUCCAAGAACAACUGAGAGUGGGAAACCAAAAUCUAUAUUUUUGUAGAAAGAAAAUGUGUAUAAUUUUGCAUUGUUGGUUUUGGUUUUUGUUGACAAUUGAGUUCUAUUUCUAAUUCAAAUGAAAGUUCAACAUGA